AAAAUCUAAGAAAAGUAUCAUCUUUUAUAAAGAAAAUAAAUUGAAGGUCAUUCAAGAUUUUUUUCUUUGCCUAAGAUAGUUUUUGUGACUUUGGAAAAUUUAUGGCUAUGUAGGUUCCCAAAAGUUCAUCAGACCGAGCUGAACUGACAAUUCCAAGUUUUCUGUCGAUUGGAAUAUCGAGCAUUCGUAAAGCAGGACUCGGAAUAUGGACAGAAAUCCCAUUGCCUAUAGGAACAGUGUUUGGUCCUUACAAGGGAAAAAUUAUUAGAACGAGAAAAGAGGCAGAAAAAUCUGGCUAUUCUUGGAUGGUAUGGAAGGGAGGUAGAGUGGAUCAUUAUAUUGAAGGGUUCAAAAAGGAUAUUUCCAACUGGUUGAGAUUCGUGAAUUGUGCUGAUAAGGAAGAGAAACAAAAUUUGGUGGCAAUCCAGUACAAGAAACAGAUCUAUUACAAGACUUACAGAGAAGUGUUACCAUUUCAAGAGCUUCUGGUGUGGUAUGGGGGAAAAUAUGCAGCUGAUCUUGGAAUCAGCUUGAAAAGGGACAUUGAAAUCAAUCAAUUAAGUGUAAAAGGUGUGGCAUGCGAUGUCUGCAGUUCAUUGUUCACAUCCGUGAAUGCCAUGGAGCGACACAGAAGGAAACAUCCCCAUCAGGGUCAUGAUAAAAAACACCGAUGUCCCCACUGUGUCUACUCCACCAACAUAUCAGGUGAUCUCCGGAAACACCUCACUACUCACACGGGUGAGAGGAGACACGGAUGUCCCCACUGCCACAAGACAUUCACUCUGGAAGAAAAUCUCAGGAGACACCUGAAGGUCCACAGUGGAGAGAGACCCUUCUCUUGUGGAGUGUGCGGAAGAGAUUUUAAUCAAAAAGGACACUUGGAGAGUCACGUGAGAAGUCACAGCGGCAUCAGACCUUACAGAUGUUCCACCUGCGGAAGAGAUUUCACCCGAUCUUCAGAUCUUCACGCUCACAUAAGAAUUCACACACUGCAGAAACCCUACAAGUGCUCCGUCUGCCAAUACAGGACCACCACAUCUUCAGAUCUUAAUAGACACAUUAUUCAAAGGCACACGAAACAGUUCCCCCAUAAGUGUCACCUGUGUGAAAGAGGUUUUCUUCUACCGAGUCAUCUUAAACGACACAUAGACCGCAUACAUCCUCAAUACAAGUAAAUAAAUGAAGAACUGCACAUAAUGUCAAAUUACCUUUAUAAGGAAUGAGAGAUUUAGAUAAUCUCCUUUUGCAGUUAGAAUAAAAAAUUGUAUGAAGAAAGUAUAGCAGAGGGACAUUUAUAAUUAGAGCCUAUUUUUCUUAAUAUUUGAAAUACACUGAUGGCAAAAUCUAUGGGAGUCAGCUUAAAAAAACAACAAUAAAUUUGGAGACAGAUACUUUGUUUUCCUUCAUAUUAUUUACUUCUCAUACAAAAAUAAAUG
Molecule: messenger RNA, 1436 nt
Organism: Parasteatoda tepidariorum (common house spider)
Lineage: Eukaryota; Metazoa; Arthropoda; Arachnida; Araneae; Theridiidae
Product: PR domain zinc finger protein 14-like
Biological process (GO): regulation of transcription by RNA polymerase II
Cellular component (GO): transcription regulator complex; PcG protein complex; chromatin
Molecular function (GO): protein binding; DNA-binding transcription factor activity, RNA polymerase II-specific; histone methyltransferase activity
Source: RefSeq, a predicted model, not a curated record